AAAUACAAGCAGAGAGUUUUUUUUGGAGAGGCGUGUAAGCAUAGGCAGAAGAUACACAGUAGCCUCUUGUUGAACACGGGGAUGGCAAGGCAGAGUGCAGCCUCCAUGUUGGCUACUACGACGCCGUUGCUUCUCAGCGUCUUGGCCAACAUCGCCGUGGUGGAGUCCAUCGGGGUGUCCUACGGCAUGAGCGGCGACAACCUGCCGCCGGCGAGCACCGUCAUCGGCAUGUACAAGGACAACGGCAUCCCGCUGAUGCGGAUCUACGCGCCGGACCAGGCGGCUCUCCAGGCCGUGGGCGGCACGGGCAUCCGCGUCGUGGCCGGCGCGCCCAAUGACGUGCUGUCCAGCCUCGCCGCCAGCCCCGCCGCGGCCGCGUCGUGGGUCCGCAACAACAUCCAGGCCUACCCCAAGGUCGCCUUCCGCUGCGUCUGCGUGGGCAACGAGGUGGAAGGCGGCGCGGCGCAGAGCCUGGUCCCGGCCAUGGAGAACGUCCGCGCCGCGCUGGUCGCCGCCGGCCUGGACGGCAUCAAGGUCACCACGUCCGUGUCGCAGGCCAUCCUCGGCGGCUACAAGCCGCCGUCCGCCGCCGAGUUCACGGACGAGGCGCAGGGGUUCAUGGGCCCCGUCCUCAGGUUCCUGGCGCGCACCGGCGCGCCUCUCAUGGCCAGCGUCUACCCCUACUUCACCUACGCCACCAACCCGGCUGCCAUGGACCUCAGCUACGCGCUCUUCACCGCUCCGGGCACCGUCCUCCAGGACGGCGCCUACGAGUACCAGAACCUCUUCGACGCCACCGUCGACUCCUUCUACGUGGCGAUGGCCAACCACGGGGGCUCCGGCGUCACCCUUGUGGUGUCGGAGAGCGGGUGGCCGUCCGCUGGCGGCGUCGCGGCGUCGCCCGAGAAUGCGGCCAUCUACAACCAGAACCUGAUCAACCACGUCGGCCGGGGAACGCCGCGCCACCCGGGCGCCAUCGAGACCAUCCUCUUCUCCAUGUUCAACGAGAACCUCAAGCAGAGCGGCGUGGAGCAGAACUGGGGGCUCUUCUACCCCAACAUGCAGCGCGUCUACCCCAUCAAGUUCAACUGAAGCUAGCUCGAUCGAGGAACACGUCCACAUACCCUACAGUCUACACACAUCAAUCAAUAGGUAUAUAUGUAUCACUGCAUGCAACCUGUAUACUUAUGCAUCCCAGCUGCAGGCGAUCAUGUAUUGCUUUGCGACCACCACUGGGAGUGUCUAAGGCUACUCUCAGAUGAGUAUGCCAUGAGGAUUCUUAUACGCGUCGAGUCGUCGAGAGACCAACGCAUGGGCAACGCGUGUGAAGUGUGAUCAAUAUUUUUCUUUGAUUUUUUUGUGUUUUCACUGAAAUUGAACUUCGAAUAAAAAAGCCAGCUCUUUGGACGGCUAAGGGAUUUAUGUCAC
Molecule: messenger RNA, 1428 nt
Organism: Zea mays
Lineage: Eukaryota; Viridiplantae; Streptophyta; Magnoliopsida; Poales; Poaceae
Exons: 2
Coding region: 82-1092 (336 amino acids)
Biological process (GO): carbohydrate metabolic process
Molecular function (GO): hydrolase activity, hydrolyzing O-glycosyl compounds
Source: RefSeq, marked validated